Molecule: messenger RNA, 3286 nt
Organism: Elgaria multicarinata webbii
Lineage: Eukaryota; Metazoa; Chordata; Lepidosauria; Squamata; Anguidae
Gene: POLDIP3
Product: DNA polymerase delta interacting protein 3
Exons: 9
Coding region: 22-1329 (435 amino acids)
Biological process (GO): poly(A)+ mRNA export from nucleus
Cellular component (GO): nucleus; nuclear speck
Molecular function (GO): mRNA binding
Source: RefSeq, a predicted model, not a curated record
GAUCGGAAGUAGUUGAGUCUCAUGUCCGGGCUUCGGUCGUUGCGACUUAUCUCCGGGCCUAGCGACAACAUGGCGGACUUGUCUCUGGACGAGCUGAUCAGGAAACGCGGCGUCAAUGUGAAUGUGAAAGGGAGACUGAACACAAGGCCAGUAUUUGGAGGUAUCAGAUCUCGCAUUGGAGUCCAACAAACUUUUCUAAGCAGACCAGCACCAAGUGUUGGCUUUCAGCGGACAUUUGAUGCACGUCAAAAGAUUGGUCUUACUGAUGCCCGACACAAAAUCGGUGUGAAAGAUGCCCGGGAGAAACUGCUUCAAAAAGAUGCCAGGUUCAAAAUCCAAGGGAAAGUGCAAGAUGCCCGGGAGAUGCUGAAUUCCCGAAAGCAACAGAGUGUCGAAAAGGUGACCAAAGUUGUUGAUGCCAGAGAGAAAAUUAGUUUGAAAAGGAAUGCUCCGACUGCAGCCACAGUGAACACUGUUGUGGAAACAGUGGCCCCUGCCAUGAAGAUCACAAAGACCAUUCAGCAGAAGGCUGCAACUCCAUCACACACUCACCCUGCAGGUAUGAAGGUCAACAUCGUGAAUAAUCACACACACAAACAGUGCCUGUAUGAUGUAGAAGAUGAUGAUGAAACUGUAUCUCCCCUUCCUAACAAACAGAUGAAAAUCACCACCGCAAACAGCUUUCUGCACAGUGCGGCUGGACUCAGUGGCAACAAAUUCUCUAUAUCAAAGACGGUUCCUCUCACAAAAGUGGUUCAGAAUGAUGCCUAUACAGCACCCCCAGCUCCACCUUCCCCCAUCCGGACAAAGGGCCUUACAAACAUGUCCCGAACGUUGGUGACCAAGGAAGAACCCCCUAAAGAGCCACCGCCAGUUGAGCUGGCCUUCAGCCCAUUAGAAGGUACUAAGAUGACUGUGAAUAAUUUGCACCCUCGAGUCACAGAAGAGGACAUUGUUGAGUUGUUCUGUGUGUGUGGUGCCCUGAAGCGUGCCCGUCUAGUGCAUCCCGGAAUGGCUGAGGUGGUGUUCGUGAAAAAGGAAGAUGCUAUUACUGCAUAUAAGAAAUAUAAUAACAGAUGUCUCGAUGGCCAACCAAUGAAAUGUAAUCUUCAUUUAAAUGGAAAUAUCAUCACAUCAGACCAACCUAUCUUGCUUCGAUUGAGUGACACCCCCUCAGUGAAGAAGGAAGGUGAACCACGUCGGACAAGUGCAGGAGCCCCCUCAAAUCCACCAGCUGAAGUGGAUCCUGAUACCAUCUUGAAGGCCCUCUUCAAAUCCUCUGGCACCUCCACCUCUGUGCAGCCGACAGAGUUCAAAAUCAAACUUUGAGGAGUGGGGGCGAGGAGCGGACUGGAAAACUUGUUGAGCGUGGGAAAUGGGGAGACAAGUGCGGGAACACAACUGUUGUGUUUGACCGUGCUGAAACCUUUGUUUUUCUACAAUUGCUACCUUCCUGUACAAUAGUGUUCUCCCUAAUGUGUGUGUUCUGUUUUCAUAGUUGGAGUUUUUGUCCACAUAUUUCUAAUGGAAUAAUCUUCCCUUCCUCCAGUGAGAUAUAUAUCACCAAGCUUAGACCAUGUAACUCCUUCCUUUGCCCACCCCACCCCUAGGCAGUAUCUAGCCUGUAAAAGUGCACCUGGCAAUGGGUGUGAUAAGCAUCUUUGGGGGCUCAGCAUCCUUUGAGUAAGAGAUGGAGUCCCUUUUUCUUUUUACUGAUGAUAAACUACAUUUCAUUUCAUUGCAUCUGAGGUUGAUGCCAAGUAUAAUACUAUACUCCCAUGCAUUUGAUAGGUUUAGCUGUUCUACAAUUCUAAAAUUAGUAAAGGAGAAGCUGUAAAUGCUGUUCAUCUAGUAGCUGAUGGAAGGGACAGUGAAUGCACUGGGAGUAUAUAUAGGUACAGGAAUAUAGCUUGUUUUACACCUCAACUCUUCCAUUACCAUGGUGAUAAUUGGUAAUGCAUUGCUGAGGAUCAAGCCCUAGCAUUGGUAUGAACUUCAAUCCAACAUGUCUCACAAAUGCAUGCUCUCUCCAUGAGAAUGUAUGGGCUUUGUUUGGGCAACAGCAAAACGUUUCUUUUCACUUUGUAGCAUCCAUAUUAUUAUGUUCUCCCUAGACUUUUACAGUGGAAUUGUAUAUUAGGGAGGAAAGUUUUUCUAGUUUCUUCCAGUUCAGUUUUACAGGAAGGAGGGCAAGCUACCUCUCCUGUGUGGUGCUUGACAAGCACUGCAGCAAGCAGAGGGCCUCAUUCUGCUUGUCCUGAUAGAAUUGGAAUCACGUCUAUGUUAUGCUGCACCUGUACCUUGCUAGGUGAUAGUGACAUCACAGCAAAUUUCAGUGAUUGACCUGUUAAAACUAUUCCAACCAGGAUUCUCAAUUGUCCUUGUCCUUCUCUCAUCCCUCAACGAAGGUUGCUUAUUGUAGCCAGAAGUUGGUCUUGUCACAUAUAAUAUACCAGAGACAAACCCUACCACCUGCUCUCAAGGAAUUACCAAUUCUAAUAAUUUCACCUUUCAGCACUGUACUCUGUUUGGGCAAGAUGCUGCUGGUGCCACCAUGCAGCACUGUUGCUUAUUUGUUUGUAUUGAAAAGUGGUGAGUGCCCCCUGUAGAUGAUAUAAUGCCGCAUCUGCAUACCGGUUUGAUAUAGAACAGGGAAGGGAGGUGAGAAAUAAAAGGUGUUACUUCUAGGGAAGCUAGGAGGAUGUACUAAUCCAUGUAGAAGUUUCUGUGACAUGCCAGUCUUUACUUAAAGCAAAGACACACUCCUUUUUGCUAGCAGAUUAACCCAGUGGAAAUGGAAAACUGACAACAGUUCAAUUGUAUUAAUUUUAUAGUAAAUCAGGAGACUGAACCUCUGGUUGAGGGCUUAAGUUUUUAUCCUUCCAACUACAAGAUUUAAGCAUUUCUGUUCUCUGCUAAAAUCGUGUAAAGCCUUCAAUUCAAUGGAUUCUUCUUUCCUGUUUUUCAUUCUGUACACUUGAUUUAAUCUAGCAGGAACAUACCAGUUAUGUUAUGUUAUAACCCUAAACGGACAUGGAAGGAGUUUUGUUCCCAAUGGGAUUUGUUAAUCUGGAUUAUUAAUUUUGGACUGAUCAUAACUUCACCGUUACUGGGGAGAUGUGCUUGUGAACUAGAUACUUUUUUAUUUUAUUUUUUUGUGCAGAACUGCUAUUCCCUAUACCCAUGUUUCAUUAGCAGCAGUGGUUGACUACAGGGGAAGGGAAGGUUGGGGCUGGAGGACACUAUGUAUUAUGUUUCUGAAUAAACAUUUGUUAUAUUGAGACAA